AUGGCGCAGGGCAACAAGGUCUUUGCGCCUGUCAUCUUCUUUAUCGCGGCGAGGGAGGCGCUCGAGGCCUCCCUCGUCAUGGGCAUCCUCACCGGUAUGCUCGAGAACCUCGUCGAGGGCGACAAGCCCGUCACCGGGUCGUCGUCGCCGGCCAACAGCAUCGAUGAAAAGGACGACGAAAAGAAGAAGAAGCUCAUCAAGCGGCUGAGGAAGAUUGUCCUGCUCGGCGCCGCCUGCGGGCUGCUGGUCGCCGUCAUCAUCGGCUCGGCGUUCCUGGCCAUCUUCUACACGCAGACCAACGACCUCUACGGGCGGGCCGAGGAGCUGUGGGAGGGCAUCUUCAACUUGGUCGCCGUCCUGCUCAUCACGCCCAUGGCGCUCGCCAUCCUGCGCGCCAACCAGAGCAAGCAAAAGUGGCGCAAGAAGCUCGCCAAUGCCUUUGCCGCCGAGACGAUCCAGGCCAAGAGCGGCGGCCAGCAGCAGCAGGACCUGCGUGAGAAGGCGUCGACUUCCGGCAGCAGCGACGACGACCAGCACCACGAUGCCAUCACCACCGUGCCGCAGCUGGGCUCGAGCUCGAGCUCGAUCGAGCAGGGCGAUGCCACCAAGACGCCGGCGAGCGACCUCAAGGCGGACCCGAUGGACUCUGCCGCCGUCGCCGGCAAGCCUGCCGCGACGUCGUGGUACGGCCGGCUUCGCGAGCGCAUGACGCGGGGCACUCUGGCGCUCUUCACCAUCCCCUUUGUCACGGUGCUGCGAGAGGGCCUCGAGGGCUUCGUGUUCAUCGGGGGUGUCUCGCUCUCGCUGCCGGCCAGCUCGAUCCCCUUUCCCGCCAUCCUGGGCCUGGCCGUCGGGCUGCUGGUGGGCUUCGUCAUUUUCCGGUCCAACAGCGUGCUGGGCGUGCGCGCCUUUCUGCUGGGCUCGACGUGCCUGCUGCUGCUCAUCGCCGCUGGCAUGGCGUCGAGGUCGGUCUACUACCUUCAGUUCUACCGCUACAUCCAGCUGGUGGGUGACGCGGCGGCCGAGAGUGGAUCGGGCCCGGGCAGCUACCAGAGCGAUGGGUACAUCUGGCACUUCAACUACGGCAACCCGGAGGUCAAGACGGGGGCGGGUGCCGGGUGGGGCAUCCUCAACUCGCUCGUCGGCUGGAACAAUACGGCGACGUAUGGCAGCGUGUUUAUGUACGUGGGCUACUGGCUGGCGGUGACGGCGUACCUGCUGGCGUGCUGGUGGAAGGAGGGGCGCGCCAGGGUGGCGUGGGGCGGCAAGACGCUGUGGGAGAGCGGGCGGGCGGCAGCGGUGCGCAAGCAGCGAGCGGCGCGGCUGGCGCAAAGGACGCAGGCCGGCUCGUGCAGCGUCGUCGAGGCCUAG
Pseudozyma flocculosa PF-1 is the source of this 1371-nucleotide messenger RNA. RefSeq lists its product as uncharacterized. Gene Ontology annotation, molecular function: ferrous iron transmembrane transporter activity. Gene Ontology annotation, biological process: iron ion transmembrane transport. The coding region runs from base 1 to 1371 and encodes 456 amino acids. Gene Ontology annotation, cellular component: high-affinity iron permease complex; plasma membrane. The record is from RefSeq and is a predicted model, not a curated record. NCBI's taxonomy places the organism in Eukaryota, Fungi, Basidiomycota, Ustilaginomycetes, Ustilaginales, Ustilaginaceae. The transcript has 2 exons.